UGAGUUUACUUGAGUAAAUGCCACGUCUUACCAGCAGCAUCAACGCAGACUGAAGUAUUAGCGAUUUAUCAAACAUACUGAACCCAGGACAGGGAGUUAUCCAGCGGCCCAGCAGACAGUGAUAUCUGACACAAUCCGGGGAUAAUAUGGGCUGUGUACGUCUGCUGGCACUGACACUGGCCACAUCUGCAGUACUCCUGUUAGCCUCCCAUUCAACCACUGCUCAUAGCCAUUCUCAUGGUGACCAUGGACACGGCCACGGCCACCACCACCAUGGCCACCAUCACCAUGGCCAUGGCCACUCCCAUGGAGAGGACGACCACCAUGAAGAAGUGAGGAUGUUCCACGGAGCGAGCAAGUGGAGUGCAGAGGCCAACCUCCAAGAAGAGGAGGACCACGGACACGCACACUCUCAUGACCACGGACAUGCACACUCUCAUGACCACGGACACGCACACUCUCAUGACCACGGACACGCACACUCUCAUGACCACGGACAUCAGGAGGAUAUUAUUCGGGUGCAGAAGGAGGAGAGUGGACACGGACAUUCACAUGGAGGGGAGAGGGUGAAGAGGGAGGCAGAAGGAGAGAAGAGGGACAUGGUGGAGCUCUGGACACAGGCCAUCGGAGCGACCCUGCUGAUCAGCGCGGCUCCUUUCCUCAUCCUGUUUCUCAUCCCAGUUCAGUCCAACAGCGACCAGCACCAGAACCUGCUGAAGGUGCUGCUCAGCUUCGCCUCAGGGGGACUGCUGGGUGACGCCUUCCUCCACCUCAUACCACACGCUUUGGAGCCCCACUCUCACCAUGUAGAGGAUGAUCACGGACACUCGCAUGCAAGUGAAGAGUCACAUGACCACGGCCACUCCCACGGAGCUGCCCACGGUCACAUGAUGUCAGUGGGUCUGUGGGUUCUCGGGGGGAUCAUUGCUUUCCUGGUUGUGGAGAAGUUUGUGCGGGCCCUGAAGGGAGGGCACAGCCAUUCUCACGGCCACUCACAUGAUGCUCCCAAGGAAAAGGACAGUGAUGGAGAAGAAGAGAAGGAAAAGAAGAAGAAGAAGAAAGAAGAGAAGGUGUCAAAGAAAGAAGAGAAAAGCACAGACAUCAAGGUGUCGGGUUACCUGAACCUGGCAGCUGACUUCACACAUAACUUCACAGACGGUCUGGCAAUCGGAGCGUCAUUCCUGGUUGGUCCAGCAGUCGGCGGUGUCACCACCCUCACCAUCCUGCUGCACGAAGUCCCACAUGAGAUUGGAGACUUUGCCAUCCUUGUCCAGUCUGGCUGCACCAAAAGAAAGGCCAUGUGUCUACAGCUUCUGACAGCUCUGGGAGCUCUGACCGGUACAGCCUGCUCCCUGUUGGCUGAGGGCGUGGGCGCUGCAGCGACCGCCUGGAUCCUGCCCUUCACAGCCGGCGGGUUUAUUUACAUCGCCACAGUGACCGUGCUCCCAGAACUGCUGGCUGGCCGCACCAGUUUCGGCCAGUCCCUCAUGGAGAUUCUGGCGCUGCUGUUCGGAGUCGGCAUGAUGGUGCUGAUCGCAGAGUAUGAGUGAGACGCAGCAGGGUGGACUGAGAGGUAAACGGUCAAAAGCGGUUGGGAAAAAAAAUGCUGUUUUUUUAAGUCAAGUGGAUUAUUAUUUGUCAGGGGUGUGUUUUCUUUUUUUCUUUUUUUUUAAUUCUGUUUUGGGACAAACACCACCUACUGAUGGCGAAUGGAUGAUUUUUGUUGUUUUGUGUUUUUUUAGCAGGUCACAGUCACAUCCCUGAUUUGUGUUGAUGUUUCUUCUUUGGCUUCUUACAAACUGUUUUAUCAGGAGAGACUGAGAGCUGGAAAGAAACAACCUGAUGGAUACGUUUUUGAGGACUGCUGUGUUAUUCAUUAAGAUCUUUCAUCAUGAGGUGAAAUCUUUCGGUCCGCCAGUCCAACAAUUCACUCACCGCUUUCACCACACGGGUCAUUCAGCGCCACCUUUACUUCACAGUAAACUGACAGUUGGAUUUCUCCAAAAGCGGCUUCAAGUAGAUUCAUCCUCCAGCCCAUAACACUAAAUCUUCGGUCAUUUUGUGAGUGGUUGUUCCCUAAAUCUACACUUGGGAGCUGGGUCUGUGGAAGACCAGAGACGGCAGAACCACGGUGACCUGCUCAGUAGUACGUGUUUAGUGUCUGUUUCAUUUGGAGAUAUCGAAUGUUAAUAUUUUUACAUUCCUCAGAAUAAAAGUAAAUGUUGUGGCUUCUAAAGAUGUACUCUCAAAUCAUUUAAAUCUCUAUGAAAGGAACAGUUGUUUGUAACCUUUAGCAUUCCUGCACAAUGAUGAUGAUAAAGAACGGUAAAAUACUGACAGCUGUGAUGAACGUCCCCAAUAAAGGUUCACCAUUUUUUACUAA
Molecule: messenger RNA, 2383 nt
Organism: Centropristis striata (black sea bass)
Lineage: Eukaryota; Metazoa; Chordata; Actinopteri; Perciformes; Serranidae
Gene: slc39a7
Product: solute carrier family 39 member 7
Exons: 8
Coding region: 147-1550 (467 amino acids)
Biological process (GO): zinc ion transmembrane transport; intracellular zinc ion homeostasis
Cellular component (GO): membrane
Molecular function (GO): zinc ion transmembrane transporter activity
Source: RefSeq, a predicted model, not a curated record